Messenger RNA from Serendipita indica DSM 11827, 1656 nucleotides. Lineage: Eukaryota; Fungi; Basidiomycota; Agaricomycetes; Sebacinales; Serendipitaceae. The record is from the annotation of a GenBank genome assembly.
AUGGUCUCUGCAGGUGCUCUCGUAUGGAUUUCAUGUCGCCCACUCCUCAAAAUGCUUUUGUGUACCACCUCUGGGUUUAUCCUCGCUAGACUCGAUCUCUUUAGCGCAAUGGCAGCCAGAGGUGCUGGUCAAGUCAUGCUUAAUAUCACCAUGCCAUGCCUCCUCUUUUCCAAAAUGGUUCCAGCGUUUACUCCUGAUAAUAUCAGUGCAUUGGGUCCUCUAAUCACCAUUGGCUGCAUUUAUCAGAUCCUAGGGCUUUUCCUUUCUCUUCUCGUUCGUGAAUUCUUUUGGGUACCUCACCGCUUCCGCACGGGUCUCCUGGUCGCUGGCGCAUGGUCAAACUGGGGCGAUGUUCCGACGGCAGUCAUUAUGAGCAUCACCGCUUCUGCCCCAUUUGCCCCCGGCGACGUCAAUUUGGGGGUGGCAUACAUUUCUGCAUUCAUCCUCGUCUUCUUUAUUACACUCUUCCCUCUGGGCGGCCACCUCUUGAUUGCGCAAGACUUUAAAGGGCCAGAUAAAGAGGACGAGGAAGUCAAAGAGGCCCUCCGUGCUCGUCAGCGUUCCCGGAUUCUUCUCUUUCAGCAAUGCCUCCGCUUUGUCUUUCGACCAGUCUUCCGGCGAGGAACGUCAUCGUCUGCGCACUCCGUUGAAGAGAACGUGCAUCAAGCAACCUCACUCAAAGAGGAUGAAGGGAUGGUGACCAAGGACAAACCAUUGGAAAAGGACGUUCGUGCCACGACCACUAUCACAGAGGUUUCCUCUGAAUCUGGAACCUUUCGCCCGCGACAUCAUCGACAUGUCUCGUUUGGCUCACACGCAGAGCCUUCUCAUCAUCAUCGCCGCGAUUCUUCUUUACCUCGACUAGACGAGGAAGGGUUGGUCGAGGUGGACGAAAAGGGCAAGGGGCUAGUCUCACCUGGGACAUCUACAUAUGGUGGCAAUGACAUGUCGAUGCUAUCACCGACCGUCACCAUGAUCAUGACAGAAAAGCAUGCCGAUGGCGUGCUUGGCUCCUCACACGAAAAGCCCAACGCAGACGAUACAAAGUCUAGCACCUCUUCUUCUUCAGGAAAGCCCGGAUUUGUUUCGCUUGUCGUAAGCUUCCUACACUCCCUUCUCACACCCGCGACAAUCACAAUGGCCCUCGCGUUUCCCAUUGCCCUCGUAAAGCCUCUGAAAGCCUUGUUCGUCGAGAUGGAGGACAGCCCAAUACCAUAUGCACCCGAUGGUAAACCACCACUGUAUUUCAUCCUCGAUACGACAAACUUUCUCGGUGCGGCGUCGGUCCCCCUUGGUCUGGUCUGUCUCGGGGCAGCGCUUGCGAAACUCAAGAUUCCCAAGACGAUUAAUGCACUCCCUGUUGGUGCUAUUGCGUCGAUGGCCGUUGGAAAGUUGAUCGUCUCUCCGGUACUCGGGGUGUUGAUCGUAAACGGGUUUGUCAAGGUCGGGUUCAUCAAAGAAGAGGACAAGGUUUUGCGCUUCGUGACGAUGUUCUUUUCAUGCAUGCCGACAGCCACCACCCAGGUCUUUAUGACCCAGGUAUACUCUGGGACAGGAGAGGCAGAGGCGCUCUCGCCUUUUCUGAUACCGCAAUAUGCACUCAUGUUUGUCUCCACGACGGCGCUCACAGCGUAUAGUCUUCACACGCUCUUCUGA